CGGCUGUACACCGUAAAGGAAAACGCUGAAACGGCGCUAACCUGUUGCACUAAGCGAUCUGACUGCAGUCUAGUGGGGCCCCGAGCAGCCUCUGCUGCAGCGUUUGCCAGGACCAACUCCUCUCUCGCUCCUGGUGUCUCUCAAUGCAUCCGACACACAGGUUUGAAACUUCCAAGAAUGGCUAUAAAUGGAGAAAUGAAGACCAACUAGAAUGACUUACCUGUGGGUUUUGAUGCAUCAUCUCAGUGAAACCAAAAGAUCCACCAUCCCAGUAAGACUGAGUUCUCCGUUCUCAAAAAUCUUGUGAAUGAAAACGUAUGAUUCUACUGCAGAUGAACAUUAUUCUAGUGCAAGAUACAUUUGGCAAUGAAUAACUCUUCAACGACCGUGCCUCCUGUUGACAAAAGCAAUGCAGUUGCGGGAUUUGUUCUAGUGCCUUUCUUUCUUCUGACGUUAGUUGGAUUCACAGUUGCUAUGGUGAUGUAUAUUCGGAAGAGACGCAGGUUGGACAAGCUGCGACAUCAGUUACUGCCUGUUUAUACCUAUGACCCUGCUGAGGAGAUGAAUGAAGCUGAGGAAGAGCUUCUCCUGGACAGUGAUGAGCCAAAGGUUAUACAAGCCUGGGGGACCUCACAACAAUAUAGGAGGGCAUUUUUCACUAAGAGCAUGAAGGCUUGAUCUUUCAGUUACAGUUUUGACUUGACAUAUUCAAAGACACCUGGCAAUUGCUGGUCCAUGUGGUUUAACAGAAGAAUGGCUACAAAUUACUGUUUCUAAAAGUGGUAAAACUUGCAUAUCGCCAGAUGGCCUCUUACAUACAAAUGAACUAUAUAUUUGGAUGGCAUGAUUUAUGCAAAUGUCAGGGCAGCAAUGCUUAUUUUAUUUGCCUUAGAGAUGGCAUCUGUGGUAUGAUCAUGCUGCAUAUACAUACAAGAGGCAUUAUUGUUCUCUGGCAAAUUUGCAGUAAUCGUGCAUCGAUGUAUGACACCAUUAAAAGAGAUUUAUUUUUCAUUUAAGAUUUUAUGUUUUAAACUUUAAUUUAAGUGUAUAAUUACAAUAGAAUUGAGAGUGUUUUAGCCAAUGGAGUAUCCAGCGCCGGCUGCAGGAUUUGUGGGUUAUUUGGUGUGUUGGGUAUUGUUUUGUUUUGGGAAGCUUACUCAGAUUCUGUAUACCGAAGGUGAUAUAAAAUUUGUUUUUGUGUCAUG
Molecule: messenger RNA, 1205 nt
Organism: Carcharodon carcharias (great white shark)
Lineage: Eukaryota; Metazoa; Chordata; Chondrichthyes; Lamniformes; Lamnidae
Gene: smim29
Product: small integral membrane protein 29
Exons: 5
Coding region: 367-678 (103 amino acids)
Source: RefSeq, a predicted model, not a curated record